AUGUGGGGCGCGACCGUGAAGGAGGGCGUCCAGAAUCCUGUCUACUCCUAUGAAUGGGUUGUCAACGACCACUACUCCGGCAUUGACUUCAGCCACUCGGAGUGCCGCGACGGCUGCGACUCCCAUGGCUCCUACCACGUGCUGCUGUCCGACGGCCCUGUCGAGAAGCUCACCUACACCGUCAUCGGGGGCAACGCCGGUUACGUGAACACCGUUGAGUUCGAGCGCGAGACACACGCACGCCCCGACGCAGGUGUACACGCAGCCGCCGGCGCCGACCGGGAGUGUGAGGAUCCUACAGCCUGCCCGCCACCCCGCCAGUCAUAG
Molecule: messenger RNA, 327 nt
Organism: Eriocheir sinensis (Chinese mitten crab)
Lineage: Eukaryota; Metazoa; Arthropoda; Malacostraca; Decapoda; Varunidae
Product: pro-resilin-like
Exons: 3
Coding region: 1-327 (108 amino acids)
Cellular component (GO): extracellular matrix
Source: RefSeq, a predicted model, not a curated record